ACAAGGGCAGGUGAAAGCCUUAUCAAAGGCCGAACUAGGGACAAGGAAGAGAACAAUGGCGAGGUUCUCACUGCUGGUGUUAACUCUGCUCUUACUCUCGAUUCAAACAGUGUUUGGCUGUCCGUCUGGCUGGGUAUCACACACCAAUAAAUGCUAUCUUCUGAGCUCCUUCACGACGUCAUGGCCAACCGCAGAGACAUUUUUUUGUACAGGCUGUCCGUCUGGCUGGGUAUCACACACCAAUAAAUGCUAUCUUCUGAGCUCCUUCACGACGUCAUGGCCAACCGCAGAGAGUUAUUGCCGUACCUUUUCUGCAAAACUUGCCGAACCAAUGGACCAAUCCUCUGUUAACUUCCUUAGCGGUGAAGUUAAAGGAAGCGCACCAUUGAAAAACACGAAUUAUUAUAUUGGCGGAGGGGACUUGUUCGUGGAAGGAGAGUGGAUAUGGAUGUCAACACAGGCACCCAUUAGUGUUACCAACUGGAAUACAGGAGAACCGAAUGACCUCGGAGGACAAGAAGAUUGCCUGGAGAUAAUUCCGCCUACAGGGCUGUGGAAUGAUAUCCUUUGUAGCGUGCAGCAAGGUUUCAUAUGUGAAAUGGAUAACGAAUAUGCCCAAAGUCUAAUUGGGUAAUGCAUCAGUUUGAGAACGUCGAUUUUGUUGCGGAGUCACUCAACAGCAACAACAUUGUUUAUAUAUUUUUCGAAUACCAAUAUAAUGGAAAUACAUUAAACUGAUCCUUAAAUAAAACAAA
Molecule: messenger RNA, 755 nt
Organism: Mizuhopecten yessoensis (Yesso scallop)
Lineage: Eukaryota; Metazoa; Mollusca; Bivalvia; Pectinida; Pectinidae
Product: perlucin-like
Exons: 6
Coding region: 56-634 (192 amino acids)
Molecular function (GO): signaling receptor activity
Source: RefSeq, a predicted model, not a curated record